AUGAGUCAUUUAGGGAACGGGAAAGAUCCUCCAGACAAGGAUGGCUCAAAAAAACAAUCAUUGGAAUAUAUGGACAAAACAAAUUGCUCUAAAUUGGAAACAAAUAAUUUGGAAAAUAUUCCAGAAAAUAAUGUAGCAAUAGAUGCAGAUAUGGAAAAUGACUCAGUAGUUGGGAUUAAAAUUUAUGCGGGAAACCAUCCUCCCAUUAACGUCAUAUCGUUAUACUCAACUAACAGGGUAUCGGCCUUAGAAUGGUAUAACUUCUUUAAAGCGAUUGCAAAACCAUGCAUUAUAGGCGGUGAUUUUAAUGCUCACCAUCUUGCCUUGGGAUCUGAAUGGACCCAUAAAAAAGGAGCGGAUUUGAUUGAGGCGUUGGAAAAACAUGAUUUGAUUUUUUUGAACGAUGGUUCCCCAACAAAAGUAAAGCUUCCGAACCAUGUAAGACAUUCUGCAGUGGACGUAACUCUAGUAUCUUCGGACUUAGCUUUAAAAUCAGACUGGAGGGUUUUAGAAGAUCCGAUAGGAUCCGACCACCUGCCAGUCCUUUUCUGUAUUAGAAAUACUUCAGUCGUAAAAAUUUUUAAUAAACCGGGCAAGUGGGAUAUAAAAAAGGCCAAUUGGUCUCUGUAUAAAGAGAAGUGGGAAGCAAAAGAAAAUAAAUCCAUCAUUCUGGAAAACUCCGGGAAUUAUGAUGUUCUUGUACGGAUAAUGAAUAAAGUGGGGAAAGAAAGCAUACCCCUUAAUCAGUCGUUUACUCCCUCUUGCAGAAAACUAGGCAAAACGUGGUGGGAUGAUGACUGCGCAAGAAUUGCUGAAAAACGUAAACUGGCAUUCAAAGCCUAUAAGAAACUCCCCACAAAACCCAAUUUCGAAAUUUUGAAAGAAUUGUCAGUUGAAGCCCACAGAGUCUUUCGGGAAGCAAAACGUGAAUCAUGGAAAUACUUUUGUUCCACGAUUAAAAGGUCCACGCCAAUUAAAGUAAUUUGGAACAAACUAAGGGUGAUAAAAAAUGUUCACACUCCUCAGCCGAUGCCCCAUAUGUAUGGUCAAUGGGUGGAGAAUGUUAUAUUGGCUCUAUGUCCCCAAGGUCCAUCUAACAAUGAAAAAGAGAUCUCCG
This is a messenger RNA of Cimex lectularius (bed bug), 1117 nucleotides long. RefSeq lists its product as uncharacterized. The transcript has 2 exons. The annotation marks the transcript as partial. Gene Ontology annotation, molecular function: catalytic activity. The record is from RefSeq and is a predicted model, not a curated record. NCBI's taxonomy places the organism in Eukaryota, Metazoa, Arthropoda, Insecta, Hemiptera, Cimicidae.